AUGAGUGAGGCUGUCUCGCAUUCGCGUGAGCCCACCACGUAUCUCGACUAUCAAGCUCGCAUCCCACAGCGCCAUGCCUCAAAAUCUGGGCGCAGCAGGCUUGAAGCCUCGACAGACGGUCAACAUUCUUUGAACGAGGUCGACGCACCCGAGCCUGUGCAAAACAGACAGGACGAUUCCGCCUGGCACCGCCAGACCCACCUCGAAGAUGAGUCUCUCGAAUCCGCUCCGACACCUCCGUCGUUCCGCACUCGACCUUCAUCGUCACCGCCGUCUCCGCGGAGGGAUCCUCCAUCUCCAAUCGCGACUCAAUUGUAUAUCGUUUCGCACCUCGUCUUCUUCUCCUUAUGGGGCGCCCUCGCUCGACUGGGUGUGCAAUGGCUUACCUUCUAUCCGGGCGCUCCGCUCGUGACCCCUGUGCUCUGGGCCAACGUUGGCGGCUCAUUCGUCAUGGGCUUCCUAUCAGAAGACAGACGAUUGUUCCGUGAAGAGUGGGGCCUCGACAACAUGGAUGCUCAUACAAGAGAGAAGGCGCUGGAACAGGAACAAUCAGAUNCCUGCUGCUGCCAAAAGGCGCAUGCAAAGACGAAGAAGACGAUACCGUUGUAUAUCGGUCUGGCCACAGGCUUCUGCGGUUCCUUUACUUCUUUCUCGUCCUUCAUGCGUGAUGUCUUCUUGGCCCUGUCGAACAAUCUGCCGACUCCUGUGAACCAUCCUUAUGCGACCGUGCCUUCGUUCACGUCCACGAUACAUCGCAAUGGUGGAUAUUCGUUCAUGGCUCUGCUUGCCAUCAUCAUCUACACUGUCGCGCUUUCUCUGGCCGCUCUCAAUGUCGGCGCACACUUGGCUCUUGCUCUAGAUCGGUUUACGCCUACCUUGCCCUUCAGGUUUACUCGUAAAUUUGUCGACCCGCUCAUUGUUGUGCUCGCCUGGGGCUGUUGGCUCGGUGCCAUAUUCUUGUCCAUCUGGCCGCCGGACAGGCCGUCCGGUCCAUCCAGUCGUGGCAGCUGGACUAAUGAAGUCUGGCGUGGCGAAGUUUUGUUCGCAUUGGUCUUUGCGCCCGUCGGCUGUCUUCUUCGCUACUACGCAUCGCUCAAACUCAACCCUAUAACUGCGUCUUUUCCGCUUGGAACAUUCGCCGUCAAUGUGUUCGGAUGCGCAGUAGAGGCCAUGUGCUACUCCAUUCAGCACGUGCCAAUCACCUCGACUGCUGGUGCGCUGAUCGGUGGAGGUAGGGUCGGCUGCCAGGUUUUGCAAGGCGUCAUGGAUGGCUUCUGCGGCACUACGACCACUGUCAGUACGUGGGUCGCAGAGUUGCAGUCUUUGCGGCGACGACACGCCUAUGUGUAUGGUGCAGCGAGUGUGGUCGCUGGUCUUUGUCUCAUGAUAGUCAUCGUGGGCUCCGUGAGGGNNUGGACUGUAGGAUGGAGCUCGCCGGCAUGUGUGACCAUGCGAACCUCGUUAUGA
Messenger RNA from Aureobasidium musti, 1467 nucleotides. NCBI's taxonomy places the organism in Eukaryota, Fungi, Ascomycota, Dothideomycetes, Dothideales, Saccotheciaceae. The record is from the annotation of a GenBank genome assembly.